This is a messenger RNA of Acanthosepion pharaonis, 939 nucleotides long. The record is from the annotation of a GenBank genome assembly. Lineage: Eukaryota; Metazoa; Mollusca; Cephalopoda; Sepiida; Sepiidae.
AUGUCAUUUAAAGUCGGAGGAACUAGUCGGCUUUGUGUCUCACAUUUUCCAAGAGCAGAUCUCCCGAUUUCACUCUCUCUCUCUCUCUCUCUCUUCCCUCUCUCACCACCCUCUGCUAUAUAUUCAUUCUUUUUCUCUCCUUCUUUUAAUUUAUUCUUGAUAUUAGAAGCCUCAUCUAUAUUAUCCUUUCUUUCUUCCUCUUUCUUUCUUUCUUUCUUUCUUUCUUUCUUUCUUUCUUUCUUUCUUUCUUUCUUUCUUUCCCUUACAUCUCCUAUUCAUUUGCUUUUUCUUUCUUUCUUUCUUUCUUUCUUUCUUUCUUUCUUUCUUUACCUUACAUCUAUUCAUUUGAUUUUCUUUCUUACUUUCUUUCUUUCUUUCUCUUACAUCUAUUCAUUUUCUUUCUUUCUUUCUUUCUUUCUUUCUUUCUUUCUUUCUUUCUUUCUUUCUUUCUUUCUUUCUUUCUUUCAACUUCCCCUAUCCUCUUUAUUAUUCUUUCUUUCUUUCUUUCUUUCUUUCUUUCUUUCUUUCUUUCUUUCUUUCUCAUCAUCUAUAUUUUACUGGGGGGAGUCCAUGCGUGCGUGGGUAAAUUACCAUAACAUUAUCUAUCUAUCUAUCUAUCUAUCUAUCUAUCUAUCUAUCUAUCUAUCUAUCUGUUGUUGCCUUGUCUUUCUCGUCUUUCUCUCGCUUUUUCAUAGUCCCUUUUUGCCUCUAUCUACAUUUCUAUUUAAUGAGUACUCUCUUUAUCUCUCUUUAUCUCUCUCUCACAUUUCUCUUGCUUGCUCUCUCUCUCUCUUUCUCUUCCUCUCUCUAUCUAUCUAUCUACAUCUCUAUUCCAUGAUUUUUCUCCUUAUAUAUUUCAUAGUAUUUCCUCCUUAUAUCUCCUUAUGUCUCUCGUCUUUUCUCUCGCUUAUUCUCAUCUUUCUGUCUUACUUUAUUUAA